GAGAUUUAAAGUCAGUUACAUUUUGAUGUACCUAAAUGGCAGAGAGAUCCUUGAUUGCUAUCGUUCUUCUUACAAAGGAAAGGAAGAUAUCCAUACAAGAUUGAUGAGAAGAUACAAGGACAUACCUAGCUGGUGGUUUUACAUGUUGCUCAUCAUUACAGUAGCAGUUUCUCUUGUACUCUGCAUCGUCUUGAAUGAUGAGGUUCAGCUGCCAUGGUGGGGACUCCUAUUUGCUGGUGCCAUGGCCUUUACAUUCACCCUUCCUAUCAGCAUCAUAACAGCAACAACAAACCAGACACCAGGGAUAAACAUAAUAACAGAGUACGUCAUGGGAAUCAUGUUACCGGGAAGACCAAUAGCCAAUGUAUGCUUCAAAACCUAUGGCUAUAUGAGCAUGGCUCAGGCAGUCUCCUUCCUGAAUGAUUUCAAGCUUGGGCAUUACAUGAAGAUCCCUCCAAGAUCAAUGUUUUUAGUUCAGUUCAUAGGAACGAUUCUAGCAGGAACCGUCAACCUUGCAGUAGCACAUUGGUUGCUAAACUCUAUCAAGAAUAUGUGCGUGGAUGAUCCUCAUUCGGAUAGUCCUUGGACAUGCCCAAAUGACCGAGUUUUCUUUGAUGCAUCCGUGAUAUGGGGUUUGGCCGGACCUAAACGUAUAUUUGGAUCUCUUGGAAACUAUGGUGCCAUGAACUGGUUCUUCCUUGGAGGUGCAGUAGGACCAGUCAUUGUUUGGGUACCGCACAAGGCAUACCCAAAGCAACAUUGGAUAAGGCUGAUUAAUCUUCCAGUCCUUCUGGGAGCAACAGGCUUGAUGCCACCAGCAACAGCAUUGAACUACAAUUCCUGGAUCAUAGUCGGAACCAUUUUCAAUUUUUUUGUCUUCCGUUACAGGAAGAACUGGUGGCAGAGGUACAACUAUAUUCUUUCAGCAGCGAUGGAUGCUGGGGUGGCAUUCAUGGCAGUUCUAUUGUACCUUUCAGUAGGCAUGGAGAAUAAAAGUUUGACCUGGUGGGGUGCAAAUGGUGAACACUGUGACUUGGCUACUUGUCCAACCGCCAAGGGCAUAGCAGUUGACGGUUGUCCGGUGAACUAAAGCCCAUUUUCGUCACCAGUUACAAGUGAUUUUAUUUUUAAAAUUGCAGAGACAGAACGAGAAGCUAUUAGAAAAUAAUUGAAUGUACAAUGGAUUUGUCUCCUAAGGUGAUAAAGAUGAAUCACUCGCUUGCUAUCUCUUAUGCGAAAACAAAAACAAUAGACAUAAACAAGUUAAAUUUAUCCAACUCUUCUGUUGAUUGGAAAUCAAACUGAAAAUGGCUACUUGGGAGGAUUUGUAGACCCAUAUCUCGUUACAAGGGAAGUACCCAUUACUUAGAGCCCUCAUAGCCAUAUAGAACGAUCUUAAUCUAAACUUAGUUUUGAAUAAUUUGCAACCAAUCUUUCUCAUCCUCCACAAUAUUUGACAUAGGCCACAUCCAAAUGCACAAGGCAUUCACCACACCCCAUUGGAAAUAAUUGACA
This is a messenger RNA of Malus domestica (apple), 1515 nucleotides long. Its product is annotated as oligopeptide transporter 4-like. The record is from RefSeq and is a predicted model, not a curated record. Gene Ontology annotation, molecular function: oligopeptide transmembrane transporter activity. Gene Ontology annotation, biological process: transmembrane transport. Gene Ontology annotation, cellular component: plasma membrane. Lineage: Eukaryota; Viridiplantae; Streptophyta; Magnoliopsida; Rosales; Rosaceae.